AUGCACAGAAACUCUCGCGAGUGGGUUUUCUACGUGUUUCUCUGCUUUGGAGUCAUCUAUGUCAAACUGGGAGCUCUGUCGUCUGUGGUGGCUCUAGGCGCCAACAUCAUCUGCAACAAGAUCCCGGGCCUGGCGCCGCGGCAGAGAGCCAUCUGCCAGAGUCGGCCGGAUGCCAUCAUCGUGAUCGGGGAAGGGGCGCAGAUGGGCGUCGACGAGUGCCAGCACCAGUUCCGCUACGGACGCUGGAACUGCUCCGCCCUGGGAGAGAAGACCGUCUUCGGACAGGAGCUGCGCGUUGGGAGCAGGGAGGCCGCGUUCACCUACGCCAUCACGGCAGCUGGGGUGGCCCACGCCAUCACGGCCGCCUGCAGCCAGGGGAACCUCAGCAACUGCGGCUGUGACCGGGAGAAGCAGGGCUACUACAACCAGGAGGAAGGAUGGAAGUGGGGAGGAUGCUCGGCCGACGUCCGCUACGGCAUCGACUUCUCCCGGAGAUUCGUGGACGCCCGCGAGAUCAAGAAGAACGCCCGGAGGUUGAUGAACCUGCACAACAAUGAGGCCGGGAGAAAGGUCCUGGAAGAGCGGAUGAAACUGGAGUGCAAAUGCCACGGCGUGUCGGGGUCCUGCACCACCAAGACGUGCUGGACGACCCUCCCCAAGUUCCGCGAGAUCGGCUACGCGCUGAAGGAGAAGUACAACUCGGCCGUCCAGGUGGAGGUGGUGCGGGCCAGCCGGCUGAGGCAACCCACAUUCCUCAAGAUCAAGCAGAUCCGCAGCUACCAGAAGCCCAUGGAGACCGACCUGGUCUACAUCGAGAAGUCGCCCAACUACUGCGAGGAGGACGCCGCCACGGGGAGCGUGGGCACCCAGGGCCGCCUCUGCAACCGUACGUCCCCCCACGCCGAGGGCUGCGACAUGAUGUGCUGUGGGCGCGGCUACAACACGCACCAGUACACCAAGGUAUGGCAGUGCAACUGCAAGUUCCACUGGUGCUGCUUCGUCAAAUGCAACACGUGCAGCGAGAGGACAGAGGUGUUCACCUGCAAAUAGGGACGGGCGCCCGCGUGGGUGGAUUUGAAUGGACGGGGUGCGGCCCGCCGCCGGCCAAGGUGGCGGGAGGCCCGCUCGGCGCCAAGAGCAUCAUUUUGCACAAGGAGUUUUCUAGGGGGAAGUCGAGGAAUGGUCCCCUCCCUCUCUCUCUCUCUCCACCCGCCACGGCCUCCUGACGCUCCCGGGAAGACGUCCUUUCCAGUGGGCCCUCGGGACCCUCAACCAUUCAGGAAAAUAAGGGCGAUGGGGGGUUUCUGGCCCCGAGAUUCUCCCCCUCCCCACUGACCGCCAGCCGCUUGUCUUUUCUCAGUGUAUUCUGGAUAUCACCCCUCAUCUUCUGACCCGAGGUCAAAGUUCUACAUAUCAGAGAGCGAGUCCCAUCCGGAACUUGGUUUGGAAAGCCAAACGGUCCUCUCUGCUUCCCUCCCUUCCCCCACCGCCUUUUUGGAGAGGAAAGGAAACUGAGACUCCGUCAUUUUUUUUUUCCCAAGCGAGGCGGAAGAAGUUUAGAAAAACGACACGGGGGUUUUUGACCACUGCUUGGGAGCAGAUCGGUUGGCACGGGGAUGUGGCGGGGGACGGAGAGAGGGGCGAAACCUUGGAAAAACACCACUAUCGGCUGAGCGAGCCUCGUGAAGGAGGCCAGCGGUCACUGCCGGUGACACUGGAGCUGCGUGAAUGGACACUGAAGAGAAUUAUUUAUGUUUAAUACCAUCCAAAAGAAUUCUAAGCACUAACGGGUAGCCGCGUCUUCAUUCUGUACUAAAUGUAAACUUAUCGGGACUGACUUUUACUAUCUUUCUCUCUGAUUACCCCCGAGUUUUUCGGUGCUACUGAUCUGUCUGUUUUCAUAGAGUACUGAUAGGCCUUAACAGGUGAUAUGAACUGAGCGAGAUCGGAGGCUGCACCUCCCCCCCACCCCCCAGCCCCCACUCCUCAGCCCUGACGUGUCCAGGCUUCCGAUCACAGCUAGUUUUUAUUCUGGGUCCGGGAUCCCUCCCUCCAAUCAUGGCACAUAAUUAUUUUUUUUUCCUGGGCCCCCGAUCCCAUCCCCUAAUCACAGCCCAUUUUUUUUUUUUCCCUCUUGGAAACUGCCAACUUCCAAACCACAUUCCUGGAUCCAGCGGGACCAUUUUGGCAUUCAGACAGGAGGCCAUAUGGUCUCUGACUCCGGAACCCCCACUGGGCGCUGUGGGACUCUAGACUGUAAGCUCGUUGUGGGCAAGGGAUGUGGCUACCAACUCUGUUAUACCGUACUCUCUUAGUACAGUGCUCCCCAUGCAGUAUGCACUCAAUAAAUAUGAUGGAUCGGUUGAUUGAACGCGCAUGUGAUUCCCCAGGCCCAGCCCCCACCCAGCUCUUCCCGGGAUCCCAGUCCCGACCGACUUCCUGUAGGCCCAGGAGUUAGGAGAGGCAUCGCUCUUUCCUCCCCAUCUGUUCGAGAGCCUCACGCUCAGUCCCAGAUAGCCUAGCCCAACCACGUGAGCUUUCCUGCCUUGCCCCUCCGCCCUGAGUCCGUACAAAACGGUCAGGAAAACCCGGGAAUGGUUUUUCCCUGUUCGCACCUGUCCUCCCCUCCGCCCCCAUCAGAAUUCCCACCACUGAGGACGAUGCCAAAUCACUACCAUGUUCUCCAAUUCCUUCCCCUUCCCCCUGCCACUUCUGGCCUUUCUCUUGAGGGAGGAAAACCGAUAACAUUCAGCCGGGAACCAUGUGUCCUGAUGCAGCCUGGCUUGGAAAAGCGGCGUGGCUUAGUGGGUAGAAUA
Molecule: messenger RNA, 2816 nt
Organism: Tachyglossus aculeatus (Australian echidna)
Lineage: Eukaryota; Metazoa; Chordata; Mammalia; Monotremata; Tachyglossidae
Gene: WNT7B
Product: Wnt family member 7B
Exons: 4
Coding region: 1-1050 (349 amino acids)
Biological process (GO): multicellular organism development; neuron differentiation; cell fate commitment
Cellular component (GO): extracellular region
Molecular function (GO): cytokine activity; frizzled binding
Source: RefSeq, a predicted model, not a curated record